AUGGUUUUCCACAAGUUGGUGAAGAACAGCGCGUACUACAGCCGCUACCAGACCAAGUACAAGCGCCGCCAGCAGGGCAAGACCGAUUACUACGCCCGAAAGCGCCUCAUCACCCAGGCCAAGAACAAGUACAAUGCUCCCAAGUACCGCCUGGUCGUCCGCUUCACCAACAAGGACAUCAUCUGCCAGAUCGUGACCUCUGAGAUCUCUGGCGACAAGGUCUUCGUCUCUGCCUACUCGCACGAGCUCAAGGCCUACGGUAUCGAGCACGGUCUCACCAACUGGGCUGCCGCUUACGCUACCGGUCUCCUCAUUGCCCGCCGUGCCCUCAAGAAGCUCGGCCUCGACGAGGACUUCACUGGUGUCGAGGAGGCUGACGGUGAGUUCAAGCUCACUGAGGCCGCCGAGACCGAUGAUGGCGAGCGCCGCCCCUUCAAGGUCUUCCUCGAUGUUGGUCUGAAGCGAACCUCCACUGGUGCCCGUGUCUUUGGUGCCAUGAAGGGCGCCUCUGACGGUGGUAUCCUUGUUCCCCACUCCGAGAAGCGAUUCCCCGGUUACGACAUGGAGACCAAGGAGCUCGAUGCCGACACCCUCCGAAACUACAUCUUCGGUGGCCACGUUGCUGAGUACAUGGAGACCCUUGCCGACGACGAUGAGGAGCGUUUCCGCAGUCAGUUCCAGAAGUACGUCGACGACGAUGUCGAGGCUGAGGGUCUUGAGGACCUCUACACUGAGGCUCACGCCGCCAUCCGUGAGGACCCCUUCAAGAAGGCCGAGAGCGACGCUCCCAAGAAGACCAAAGAGGAGUGGAAGGAGAUCUCCAAGAAGUACAAGACCAAGAAGCUCACCAAGGAGGAGAAGGAGCAGCGCGUACAGGAGCGUAUCCAGGAGCUUCUCCAGCAGGAGUAA
Fusarium proliferatum ET1 is the source of this 909-nucleotide messenger RNA. RefSeq names its product putative 60S ribosomal protein L5. Bases 1 to 909 code for a protein of 302 amino acids. Gene Ontology annotation, molecular function: structural constituent of ribosome; 5S rRNA binding. Gene Ontology annotation, biological process: translation; ribosomal large subunit assembly. Gene Ontology annotation, cellular component: ribosome; cytosolic large ribosomal subunit. NCBI's taxonomy places the organism in Eukaryota, Fungi, Ascomycota, Sordariomycetes, Hypocreales, Nectriaceae. The record is from RefSeq and is a predicted model, not a curated record. The transcript has 3 exons.